This is a messenger RNA of Guillardia theta CCMP2712, 4191 nucleotides long. RefSeq lists its product as hypothetical. NCBI's taxonomy places the organism in Eukaryota, Cryptophyceae, Pyrenomonadales, Geminigeraceae. The coding region runs from base 1 to 4191 and encodes 1396 amino acids. The transcript is spliced from 16 exons. The record is from RefSeq and is a predicted model, not a curated record.
AUGCAUGAUGCUGCUAAGUUUCAGCCUGGCCAACAGCUUCACUCCCUCAUCGAGCAGCAGCCAGCGGCAGCUCUUGCUGGUCUCCUCAUCCCCUGGGAUAGGAGCAGCAGCACAUGCGAGCAGUGCCAGGAGCCUCCUGCAGCAAGACUGUUCAGUCUGGGCAUCGAUCGCCGUGAACCCGAUGCUGAUAGACUCGUCGGGUUCGAGCUCGCUAGUAUCACGGAUCCAGGGGCGAUCUUUGUGAGCCAUGGGAGCACAUCUCGCAGCCGAUGGAUUGCAUCAUGGACGCAAUCAGAGCAAACGUUGACCAUCGUAUACCUGGACCAGUCAGAAAUCCCUCCCAACACUAGGGUGUUGAUGGUUGUGGCGAGGAGCUAUGGAUUUCUGAACACCAACUACCGAACGACCAGCAACUUCUCGCUCGCCAUCUUCCGGGCCGAUCAAGAGCUCUGCAGAGUGUCUGACGACCUUGUCCGGGUCCGAGACGUGCGCCUGGACUUCGGAGCGAACGAGACAGUGAUAGCAGCGGGGAGAGUCGAGCUCUUCCUGCAGUUUCAGAUCAAUCGCAAGCUGGACUACGGGGAUGCAGUCAGCCUCUUCCUCCCUCGUUUCUCGAGGGUAGGCGGGAGCGUGCAGGGCAUCGCCGUUUCAUCGUGCGAGGUCGCAAGCUCCUCCUCGUGCUCAAGUCCCGGCAAGCAGCUCUUGUCCCAAAUCAUGUCGAAGAUCCAGCACGCCAACUGGAUCGAGGACGAAAACAAGUUGACCUUCCUGGUGAACGAGAAGCACGAGCCUGACGAGUCGAUCUGCAUCUCCUUGUCCUCGACCAGUGAGAUCAGGUAUCCUUCCUCGGGGGUCCAGGCAGGAAACUCAGGCAUCAGGAUGCGCCUCGUCUUUGCUGAUGGGAAACAGUACGAUGUUCCUAUCCAGACCGAGCUCGAGGUGCCUCGCUCCGUCUUGUCCUUCGACCGAGAGUUCCAGGCAGGAGCCACAAGCCUCUACCAGCUGGCCCGUCAAGUCAGCCUCGAGCUGACCUUGAGCUUUGCUCUCCAGCAGGGGGACGGGGUGAACCUGACGCUCCCCUUCUCCCCUACGAGUUGCGACGGAGCUGGAGGGGUCGAGCUGACGUUCUCGUUGGAUGGGGAGGAGAAGUCCAGCUACGCCACAGCUGAGCUGAGCUACCGCAAUAUCUCCCAGCUCAGCGUCGACUGCGGGUUCGUCACCUGCAGAGACAACAUCACGGCAAGUCCAGCAGGACGAGACACGACGAGCGCGAAGUGCCAAGGGGAGAGCACGCUCAUGGUGCAGAUGACGCAGAGCGUUGGCGCCAACGUGCCUGUGCGAUUCGAUUUCCUGGUUCCCCUGCUGCUCCCCUGGGCGGCGAUCCCCAGCUCCUCCCCCUGCAUCUCGAUCCAAGUGAGGUCAGCCGCCGUCCCAACCUCCAUCCCAGCUCCCUUUGACCAGGGAGGACGCGCGAGGGUUGAGCUCGUCUAUGCGGCUGGACUGUUCCCUGGCUCUUCCCUCUCCUUCUCGCCCCUCCUGCCUGGCGCCGCCUCGUCGCUGCGGAUGGAGCUGUAUCCAGGCAUGAGGCUGCAGCAGGGAAGCUUCGUGGAGGUGAAGGUGACAGAGCUUGUGACGUCCUCCUGCAACGUCUCCGACGGCUGGCACGAGGUUAGUGACGUCCUCCUCGCUCGCUGGAACUGCUCAAGCUCCGCUCUCUGCCUGAGCCCGAGGAGGGACGUCAGCGCCUGCGACCUCCUUGCCCUCUCCUUGCCCUCAGACCUCAACCUCCUCCUCCCCUCGACCGGGAUCCAUCCAAACUCCAUCGGCUUCACCUUGGAAGUGGAGCAUCAGGUCAGCGGGCAGUUCUUCACCCACGUGGAGGGGGUCGGCAAGUUGCUGUCGCGGGUCUCGUUCGAGGAGCGCAGGUUCCCAGGCCAGCCCUCCCGCGUCUUCUUCAACUUCACUUACACCGAGUCGCUCCCCCCCAACAGCUCCGUCAUCCUCCGCCUCGAUGCCUUCGGCUUCCGCUCGCAGGAGGGAGCGAACUGCCAGGCGCUCUCAGCGGAGGAGGCGACGAGCAGCUGUUACUUCCCCUCUAGCAUGCUCCUGACAGACGUCAACGUCACCUGUUGCUUCCUCCCCCUCGACAACGGCUGGGAUCUCUUCCUCGGAGAUCUCUCAGCUCAAGGCUUCCUCCUUCUCCUGUUCCGCCCUACUGCCACCAUCCCCGCACUUGAGCCCGUGCUUCUCUCCUCCCCUACCCUCGUCUCCCUGCUCAUUCCCCAGGACGGUGUCAGCAGCUCCCUCCAUACCCCGCUCGUCGAGGUCGUCGCUCCGACUUCUCCAACUUCCGCCUCCUCUUCCUGGCAGCCCGUGACGCUGGUGGACUCCGUCGGCUACUGCAGCGUGAGGAUGGACAUCUCCAACGCGGUCGCCGGCACGCGGAGCGACUUCCAGCUGUUUGUCAGCUGUGUCAUGAGCUUCGAGCAGGGAGAGACUAUAGAGUUCGCGCUCGACAAGCUCAUCCUCCCCGACCAGCUCGCCUCCAACAACUGCUCCUCCUCCUCUCGCUACUUCCCCACCUGGCAGGGAGACGGCUCGACGCUCCUCCUCCACUUCGGCGAGCAGGUGGGAGCCGGGGAGGAGCUGGUGGUCUGCGUCAAGAACGUCCUCCUGCCGGCUGACGGGAUACCCGCCAAGGAUCCUAACAUGACCUUCGCAACCUCCGCUCGCAAUGGCAAGAUCCUCCCGACAGGUGGGUGGUCUGCUGGGCUCGGCUCGUUCGAGCUGAGCCUGCUGGGAUUUGACGUCCCUCUCGCGGGCACUUGGAGGUCGAACCUGCUGCUGGCCCUAACGCUCAGCGACGUCAUCCUGCCGGGAGAGACGAUCAAGCUCUUCCUGCCUGGCUUCGGCCUGCUGAAUGCCUCCUCGAUCACCUCCUCUUCAGCUGCUGGCGCGGACGCCUAUUCCUAUCUCCAGGAGAAGUUCGGCGUCAGCGACAUCUCGCAAGCUGGGGAGGUGCUGGACGGUCUUUUUGCUCGGAGAAUCUCUCUGGGACGAGUUGGAAGGCAGCAAGUGUUCAACGUCAGCCUCUCCUCCUACAGUCCGAACGCUUCCAGUGGCGUCUGGCUGAACCUGCGCGCUCUCGUCCAAGUCAGCAAGAAGUCUCUCGUCCUCCUCCUCGUCAACUGCUCAGACGUCCUCCAGCUGCCCCCUACCGGCAUUCAGCAAGGACGUAAGAGACCCCCUGCCUCAACUGCUGCUGCUGCUGCUGCUGCUGCUGCUGCUGCUGCUGCUGCUGCUGCUGCUGCUGCUGUUGCCCUUGUGCGCCUGUCGCUCUUUGUGGACCUGUUGCACCUGGCGGACGCUUGUCCUCCUCCUCCUGCUCACCCUACUGAUCGUCACUUUCUUUCAGAUGAUUUCCGUAUCACAUCCGAGGCCAUAAACGCGCUCGUUGACUCCUCUCCCCUCACGCUCUUCCCGCUCAUCGGCCACUUUGGCCAAGACAGCCGUUUCACCUUCAAGCCAGCAUGGAGCCUCGAGAGCGCCCCGAUGAUGCUGCUGCUGUCGCUGAGCCUCAACGUGGAGCUGCGGGCGGGAGAAGAAGUCUUCCUCUACCUCAACGGCUUCCAGCGGACGAUGAAGUUCUGCGACACCAACGUCGUCGGGUAUCAGCACAUCUGUGAAAGUUUGGAGCCAGCCACGUGUCUUGACAUCUACAACAUAAGCUGCAACUCGAGCUCCUUCUCCCUCAUGAACAACGCGUACACUUCCCUUGCCACAUGGGAUGCGGAAAAUCUCAAAUUGUCGUUUCUGCUGGACGUCAACGUCAGCGCCAACCAUUUCAUCGACAUUUUUGUCCCCGCUAGCGCAGGAUUCUUGUUGCAACGAGGUGGAACGAAAUUGUUCUCCUCCUCACUUACAUGGCCAACCUCUAUAGUCAACCAACAAGCGCAAAUCCUUCUUGGCACCAACGCGCGAGCCGGUCGAGUGAUCGGAGAGGACGUCUAUCACGGCCUCCUAGGCAUCAACAUGUGCGGAGUUACAUGCGGCGGUCUGCUCGUCGACAAGAUCGCAGGAGCCGCGCCAGCAGGACACGAUCCCAACCUCGCUGGCAAGACGUCUCCUGCCAUCCCUCCCACAUGUUCGAUCGACGAGUAUGUUCAAGGAAGCUGCAAGUGUCUCGGGUAG